AUGGCGUUCUUUCUUCGGCGUCCAUUCGCCGUCUCAUCGGCACUUCGCCAAGCACCCAAACUUUCAAACACUACUCGUUUCAUUCACAACUCUCCAUUAAAGCCCACCCCAGCAACCAAGCCUCAGCCCGCUGCUUCCUCGGUCUUCGCUAAGUCCCGCCAGACCUUCCAGAAUGCUUUCCGUCGCACCUACAUUCAGCCCACCUACAAUGCCCAGAGCGGCAACAUGGGUCAGAAGCUGAUGUAUGGCGCUGCCAUCGUCGGUGGUACCGUGGUGGCCACCAACUUCAUCUUCAAUCGUGAAACCCGCGAGGAUGGCGGCAUGCCCGCUUACGAACGGAGCUACCUGAACGAAACUUUCAUGCACACUGGUCUUGGUCUCGGAAUUAUCGCUAUCGCUGCUCGCGCACUGCACACUAACGGUUGGUCGUACCGCCUCAUGUCCAUGAACCCGUGGGCUGUCCUCGGUGUUGGUCUGGUUGGCAGCAUUGGCUCGAUGUACGCCACCUUCUACACUUCCCCGGAUAACUACGUCAUGAAGUACGGCGCCUGGACUCUGUUCAACCUCACCCAGGCCGCGCUCCUCUCCCCGCUGAUGUUCUACAACCCUGCUCUGCUCGCUCGUGCUGGUAUUUACACCGUUGGCCUGAUGGGCUCCAUUGCCUUUGUCGGUGCCACUGCCAAGCAGGAGAAGUACCUGUACCUCGGUGGCCCGCUCCUUGCUGGUGUGGUGCUCGUUGCUCUCUCUGGACUUGCUCCCAUGGUUGUCCCCGCCACCGCUGCCCGCACUCUGAUGUGGUCUGAGCGCAUCUGGCUGUACGGUGGUCUUGCUGUCUUCGGUGGCUUCACUCUCUACGAUGUGCAGAAGGUCCUUCACCAUGCUCGUCUUGCUGAGCGUGGUUACGUGAAGCGUGACGUUGUCAACGAGAGUGUCAGUCUCGAGCUUGACUUCAUCAACAUCUUCGUUCGCAUGGUUCAGAUCCUGAGCAUGCGCAACAACCGGAAAUAA
Penicillium odoratum is the source of this 1008-nucleotide messenger RNA. Its product is annotated as Bax Inhibitor family protein. The record is from RefSeq and is a predicted model, not a curated record. Gene Ontology annotation, cellular component: mitochondrial inner membrane. The transcript has 2 exons. NCBI's taxonomy places the organism in Eukaryota, Fungi, Ascomycota, Eurotiomycetes, Eurotiales, Aspergillaceae. The coding region runs from base 1 to 1008 and encodes 335 amino acids.